Messenger RNA from Aaosphaeria arxii CBS 175.79, 1981 nucleotides. Its product is annotated as acetyl-CoA synthetase-like protein. The transcript has 4 exons. Gene Ontology annotation, molecular function: acetoacetate-CoA ligase activity. The record is from RefSeq and is a predicted model, not a curated record. NCBI's taxonomy places the organism in Eukaryota, Fungi, Ascomycota, Dothideomycetes, Pleosporales. The coding region runs from base 67 to 1941 and encodes 624 amino acids. Gene Ontology annotation, cellular component: cytosol. Gene Ontology annotation, biological process: lipid metabolic process.
GUUUGGGAAGCAUCAGGGCUGAUAUAUGAAGGUCAAUAUGAGCAGGUGGUUGACACAUCUGCACCAAUGGAUUCCAUCCCUCGCUGGUUCGACGGCACCUACCUGAACUUUGCAGAAAACACACUCUUUUCCGCCUCAAAGGACUCGCCUUCAGUCCGGACCACACUGCAUAAGGAAGACUCCAAGGUCGCCCUGACCGAGAUACGUGAGGGCAACACCGAAGUCCGUCACAUGACGUUUGGAGAAGUACGCCGCCGAGUAGGCAUACUCGCCAAUGCACUGCGAGCAAGAGGUCUCAAGAAAGGCGACCGUGUUGCACUGGUUGCGUCGACGAGCUUCGACACCUUCAUAUGCUACAUGGCGACCGUGAGCAUCGGUGGAUUGUUCUCGAGCUCAAGCACGGAUAUGGGCACCAAGGGGAUACUCGAACGAAUGAUCCAGAUCAAGCCGGCCUACAUUUUCGUAGACGACUGGGCGGUAUACAAUGGGAAGACUACAGAUCUUCGACCAAAGAUCACGGAGAUUGUCCUCGGGAUGAAGUCUGUUUCCGAGUUCAAGGGCGUCGUAGUGCAGCCGCGUUUUCCAGGGAAACCUGCAGAUAUCGAAGACGUACCGAAGGCUAUCACUCUGGAUGGAUUUGUGAAAGCGGCGAAUGGGAAUGAAGAGUUGAAGUUCGAGAGAGUCGCUUUCAGGGACCCUUUCUUGAUUGUGUAUUCUAGCGGCACUACUGGGGUUCCUAAGUGCAUCACCCACUCAACAGGAGGAGUGCUUGUGAGUGCUAUGAAAGAAGGACUGCUCCAUCGCGAGAUGACGCCCGACAACGUGGUCCUUCAGUAUACAACAACCGGUUGGAUCAUGUAUCUAGUGAGCGUGCAAUCCGCCCUCUACGGCUCCCGAUCAGUCCUCUACGACGGCUCCCCCUUCAUCCCCAACCCAACCACCUUCCUCACCAUCCUCGCCGAACAGCGCGUAACAGACUUCGGUACCUCCCCCCGAUUCCUCCACGAACUCCAAAAAGCCUCCAUCUCCCCACGCUCCAUCCUCGACCUCUCCGCCCUCCGAGCCGUCCAAACAACCGGAAUGGUCCUCUCCGACUCCCUCUUCGAAUGGUUCUACGACGUCGGCUUCCCCUCACACGUCCACCUACGCAACAUCUCCGGCGGCACCGACCUCGCCGGCUGCUUCGGCAUCGAGAACCCCCUCGAGCCCGUCCACGUCGGCGGCUGCCAGGGCCCCGUCCUGGGCACCAAGGUCGAAGUCUACGACUCCACCAUCGAAUCCGGACCCGGACGCGCAGUCCCCGACGGCGAACCCGGUGAGCUCGUGGCCACGGCUUCGUUCCCCAACCAGCCCGUCCUCUUCUGGGGCGACGAGUCCGGUGAGAAGUACCACAACGCGUACUACGCUCGCUACCCGAACGUGUGGACGCACGGAGACUUCAUACAGUAUCAUCCCGUCACGGGGCAGAUUCUGUUCCUGGGCCGUGCGGAUGGAGUGCUGAAUCCGAGUGGGGUGAGGUUUGGAAGUAGUGAUAUCUACUCGGUUAUUGAGACGCAUUUCCCGGAGGUGCAGGAAAGUGUCUGCGUGGGGCAGAGACGGCCGCAUGAUAGCGACGAGAGCGUGAUUUUGUUCUUGUUGAUGCGGGAGGGGAAGGCGUAUACGCAGAAUCUUGUGGAGAGGAUUAAGAGGAAGAUUGGCGAGGAGAGGAGUAAACGACAUAUCCCGAGAUAUGUCUUUCAGACAUGGGACAUACCGACUACAGUGAAUCUGAAGAAGGUAGAAUUGCCAGUCAAGCAGAUUGUCUCUGGGAGAAUCAUCAAGCCUAGCGGGACAUUGGCGAAUCCAGAAAGCCUGCAGUUCUACUACCAGUUUGCGAAGGUCGAGGAAGUGGUAGAGAGGCUGGAGAGGGAGAAAGCGGCAAAAGUCAACAGCAAACUAUAGACUUGGAUCAUUGGGACUUAGAACAUGUAGAGACGCGGCG